GCGGCCCCGCCCUGAAGUUUCCAUUGCCAUGCAGCAAAUAGUCCCGGCUCAGAGUAUCGCGUGCGCCCCCCCCUUUGUGUCCCUCCGCCCCGCCAUGGAGUGCCCGCAUCUCACGUCCAGUGUGUGCAUCGGCCCGGACUCCGCCGCGCUGCCCAGCGGCUGCCCUUCAUCGUGGUGCUGCAGCGGUGAGUGAGGCCCCUCCCCCUGCCCGCUCCGUCUCACUGUCCGUGGAGGGGGGGCGGGAAGCAGCGCCGCCUGGCUGCGGUUCCCAGGAAAGUCCCCGGCUCCGGCCUAGUCCCAGGGAGAGAGGGAUAGCAUUGUGCAGACCGAGGGAGCCGGGUAGUAAGGAGCACGGGCAGAAUAGAUCAUACAUAGUCACUGGUGGGAUUGGAAUACAAUGCACAUCAUCCAGGAACACAAUGCACAGCAUCCGGGAAUACAAUACAAUGCACAUCAUCCAGGAACACAAUGCACAGCAUCCGGGAAUACAAUACAAUACAAUGCACAUCAUCCAGGAACACAAUGCACAUCAUCCAGGAACACAAUGCACAGCAUCCAGGAACACAAUGCACAUCGUCCAGGAACACAAUGCACAUCGUCCAGGUACACAAUGCACAUCGUCCAGGAACACAAUGCACAUCGUCCAGGAACACAAUGCACAUCGUCCAGGAACACAAUGCACAUCGUCCAGGAACACAAUGCACAUCGUCCAGGAACACAAUGCACAGCACCCAGGAACACAAUGCACAGCACCCAGGAACACAAUGCACAGCACCCAGGAACACAAUGCACAGCACCCAGGAACACAAUACAAUGCACAGCACCCAGGAACACAAUACAAUGCACAGCACCCAGGAACACAAUACAAUGCACAGCACCCAGGAACACAAUGCACAGCACCCAGGAACACAAUGCACAGCACCCAGGAACACAAUGCACAGCACCCAGGAACACAAUACAAUGCACAGCACCCAGGAACACAAUACAAUGCACAGCACCCAGGAACACAAUACAAUGCACAGCACCCAGGAACACAAUGCACAGCACCCAGGAACACAAUGCACAGCACCCAGGAACACAAUGCACAGCACCCAGGAACACAAUACAAUACACAGCACCCAGGAACACAAUACAAUGCACAGCACCCAGGAACACAAUACAAUGCACAGCACGCAGGAACACAACACAAUACAAUGCACAGUAUCCAGGAACACAAUGCACAGCAUCCAGGAACACAAUACAGUGCACAGCAUCCAGGAAUACAAUAAUAAUGGGGGUUUAGUUACAGUAUAUGAUCAUACAUUGCAUAAGCCUGCCACAACAACAAUGGACCCCAUUCUUGGCAGGUCCUACAAAAGCAACCCUGGUUUGAUCCAUCCAUCUAACCAAGGUUGCUAUUGUACGUACAUAGACAAACUCGGUGUACAAUGUCUCUUGUGAAUGCACUGGACUUUAUAACAGUAUGAAAAAUGUAAAUAAACAAAACUCUUUUAGUAACUCUGUUUGACCUGUAUUGGCAGAGGAAGGGCAGUGUGUAAACCUACUUUUGUGAUGGUCUAGUAGUCUAUUUCAUGUAGUUGAUGUCUGGGAAAUUUGAAUGGGUCUCUUGCUGCUGGGAUAGAAUUGAAUGUGUUGAAAAUCAAAACAAAUCUCGUUAUGGGAACACCGUAACAAUAUAGUCUACACUUUGACGUUUAAAAUGUCUACUCUAAACUGUGUGUAAUGAGAAACCAGUUUGCAGUUAUUUUGUUCAUGCCUCAGGUGUCUUAAUUCUUUAUUUAUGUUUUUAAAACUAGUUUGGCACAGAUAGAUGUUGUAUUGCAUGACUUUAAGAAAGGGAAGGGUACAGAAUUUAAUGAGCACACACAUGGAUCGUGACUCCCAUCAGUCUCAGGCAGCCUGGGUGAUGUAUGUCCCAGUGCAGCAGUAAGAAGGAGGCGUGAGUGAGUGGGUUUGUAUAGCUGUCGGUUUAUUCAUAAAACUAAAAAUGAUUUAUUAAAAAAUAAAAAUACAUUGAGGAUGCGCUUGUUUUCAAUUAUGUUCUUUAGUGAAUAAAUAUUUGCAAUAUUUAGGCCAAAAGCUAGUCUUGCAAAAUUCUCAAAUUUAGCUAUUGUCAAAGCCUGGCUUUUAAAGCACAAUUUAGUGUUUGGCGAAUAAGCCUGUGUGUAUGUGUAUCUACAGGAGAACUAUGCCACUUCAGACUCUUGGACACUUUGUGGUUCCUGAUCUCUCCAGCACCCCUCAGUGGCAUUUUUUUCCUUGUAAUACACUGUUCACCAUUCUAUAUUUUAUACUAAAUUAAUAAAAUCAGGUUAUUUCAAGCCACAUUAUCUGCUGGGCAAAUUCCCCUUUUAUUCUCAAAGUGUUGGAGCAGUUUUGUGUGUGUUUUUUUUUUCUUUCCCCCCUUCUCCCCUCCCCCCCCUUUAUCACUGUCUGUGAUUAGCUGAGAUGGGAAGCUAUUGUCUACUGAAUGGCACAGUUCAGUUUACAAUUCAUCAUUUAGUGAAUAAACCCCAAAAUAAACAAAAGGCAAAAACUACUCCGCUCUGAAAACCUUCCAGGCUAAAGGAAGUUGGAUAUAAUUAGAUGGAAGGUGAAGGACUAGCUCUGUGCAAUUCUAUUGUCCUCCCUUCACAUGCAUUUUGUUUUCACUGGAGCAUAUUGAUCUGUAACUUGAAUACUGGGGUUUGUCUUAGAGGGCUGCUCACUAAAUUUGAGAGACUUACAUUAGAAUGGCCGAAUUGGGGCUAAAUGAGUUGAUCUGGUUUAGUCACUGCUUGGGUAUUGUCCACUCAGGUAUGCUAUUCGGAUUUAAUUUCCUAAAAUUUGUAAAUAGUCUCUCUGAUUGUAGUCUUCGGUAAUCCCAGGGUGGUGGGCCAGGGCUGUAGAAAGGAGGGGCUUGCCUACAUGUGAUUGUGCUCUUAUUGUUGAAAGAAGCCACUCUGACUGCAGUGAUUGUGGUUCCUGAAUCCUGAUUUCCUUGGGCGAGGUCACUUAGAAGCUAGUUCCUGACUUCUACUCUAGUGUCCCUUUUCCAUAUAUAUAUAUAUAUAUAUAUAUAUAUAUAUAUAUAUAUAUAUAUAUAUAUAUAUAUAUAUAUAUAUAUAUAAUUUUAUUUUUUUUUUUUUUUUUUAAACCAUCACACAGAGCUAUACUGCUGGAUUCCCUUAUACGUGGUUUUUAUGCAGUGAAUAGCUGCAUUUACAUAUUUUAGCAUGAGUGUUCUACAAACACGUUUUUCUUCCUCAUUGUUUAGUGUUUUCUUUUUAUGUGAGGAAACAUUUCUGUAAGUGUGUGUGUAUAUGUAUGCAUAUGUGUAAUAGCUAUAUAUUUAUAUCGUAUAGUAUAAAGUACAGCUAUGGUACGUGGGCUAACUAGAGAUAGGACUUGUAAAUUCACAAUUAAUAUUCCUAGCUAUACUACAAUAAAUGUGUUUAGUAAAUAAUCUGUAAAUACAUUGUACUUGUUCUAAAUUACAUUUUAUUUGUUGCUGCUAGUAAGCCACCUAAAAUUUCUCAGAACCACAUCUGCUAAAAUUAAAGGGACAUUAUAGUCACCUACAUUACUACAGCUUAAUGUAGUCGUUCUGGUGUCUAUAGCAUGUCCCUGCAGUUUAGCAGUGUAAACACUGUCUUUUCAGAGAAAAGGCAGUGUUUACAUUGCUGCCUAGUAACACAUCUAGUGGCAGUCACUCAGAGAGCCACUAGAGGUGCUUCCUAUCUCAGUGCUGCACGAUCUGCAUGAAGUUGCUGAAUGUUUCUUCUUACUGAUGCAGUGAUUCAAUGCAUCUCUAUGAUUAAACGCUGGUUGGCGCAGUGUGGUGUUUUUCCGCAAUAGCCUCCCAAUGCUUUCCCCAUCAAGAUUAAUGAUCUCAGCCAGGGAGAAAAGGUAAGUUUUAACCCUUUCAUCUCGACAGACAGGGUGGUAGGGCAGCUAAACCUAGAUUCCUGCCAUAUAGUGUCAGGAAUACAUGUUUGUGUUCACGAUCCUAUAGUGUUCCUUUAAAGUGUCCCUCUUUGUCUAUUUGAAGUGUUGGGAGAUAUGCAGUAUCACAAAUAAAUUGGGCAAAAAAACAAACCCUUUGUGUUUCAUGCCUUAAGGGCACUUGCACAGUGAGUUUGUAAUCUGAUUUUGGCACCAAAUAAAUCUCACAUUCUUUAUUGAAGCAGGCUUUCCAGAAAAUCAUUCACUAGGAGUUCCAAGGUUACAGUAAUGUUUAGGAAGGCAAACUCUGCUGCAGGAAAUGAUUAUAUCCUUGUUUCAGUCAUUUCUCGAAUGAAUGGCAAUUUAUUACCUGCUGUACAGCUCCCGCAUCUUCAUAGAAACCUUAGAUAAACUCGUACAUCUGAAAGUUUUCAGCAAUUGGUGUUGCUAUGGUGGAAAUAGAUCUUGAAGCUCUGUUUUGUUUUUGUUUGUUUUUUUGCACGUGAAGGAUUAAUCUGGACUCUAUUAAAUAAUUUGACAGUCUUGUAUGUUUAGACAGUAGUAAUGACCAUUUUAAAAAGUAUUCUAUUCUAAUUUGUGAAUAAAACAAAAAUGCUAAAUUUACCCACAAUAGACACAUUACACUAGUCAGUGCUAGUUAUACUACUUUUUUUUUUUUUUUGUUAUUCUUGUUUGGGUGUGUGUUUUAUUUAUUUAUUUUUCUUAAACUACUGAUAUCUUGUGAAGACCACACUUUGUGGCUCUCGAUAGGUACCACUUUGGGGGCCCCCUUCACAAUUAUUAUGAAGACAGUUAGUGGGGCCAAACAUUUUCAUGGUUGCUGCUGGGGCCCCUGAAUAAUCCCUGGGCUUUGUGUCAUCUUCUAGUUAGAAAGCUGUAAACUCGCCUUAAACUGGUGUUUUAAUUGUCAUCCAUUAAUUCUGCUCUUGGCCUACAGGCUCUAAGAAUGUACACAUUGAGUUAAUGCACACAUUAACAUUAAUUAAUGUGAACCAUUAUCGUGGGUAUGGAAUGCAUGUACUAUGAAUUGUUUACCACCGAGGUCUGUGUUGAAGCUCUUAAAGGGACUCUCCAGUGCCGGGGAGGGGGGUGGGGGGGGGGAAUUAGCAAAGGACGGGAAGACCAUCACAUUGCAAAUAAAGAGAAACCCAAUAUUAAAAAAAAAUAAAAUAAAAAAAAAUAAAUAAAAAUAAAAAGUCCCCUUAAAGCGAGUCAGACAUAAAUGUUUCUUUGUUCAAAGGUGUUGAUGCAGUCUUCUAACCAGUAUCCUGUUCACUGAUAGUCAUUGCUACAUUUUUACCUUCAUAUGAUUUAUGUAUUUCUAAUUUGAUAUCUUUCUUACAGUGUGUCGCUCAAACAAAAGCCCAUGGGUCUGUCUAACUUGUUCCAGUGUGCACUGUGGAAGGUGAGUUCUGCACAAUUUUCAAAAAUAUGUUCUGUUUUGUCCAAUUUUAUGGCAGACUUAUGUAUUGGGUACUAAUUGAAAAUGUUCCCUAAAGGGGAUCUGUCAUCUACAAAGUUCUUUUAACUUCAGUACCAAAAACAAGUAUAAACUGUUUUUCAUUUUUAUGUUUUUGAAUGUUAUCUGGUCCAUAAAUCCUCACCCAUCCAGGAUUGGCCUCAGGGCCAAUCCUGGAUGGGUGCACGGGUUGCACCUCGGCCAGGCACCAGAAGGUGGGGAGCGCUGCGAAGAGUGGGCCCGUUACAGAGUGCCUAGGAGGUUGGCCACCUCAGGCACCCUUUGAGGCAGUGGAAUCGCAAUGGUGGGUGGGGGAAAUGAGAUGCCAACAAGGCCCACCUGUUCCUGUGCUACUGCACUAGCUUAGUGUCUGUCUCCUCAGCCUCUCCCUAGUGCAGCACUGAGUGUCCUUUUUCUUGGCAACGAGUAGCUACGCGAAAUAUGCUAACCGGCGCCAAGUGUCAGCCUGCCUCCUUUCCACCACUCGCCGAACCAUAUGAGCAUUGCCCGUAUAGCUACCUUGUGCUUUCUGUAGAGGUGCCGGGAGCUGGAAGGUGAUGUCACUCCAACCCAAUCACCACUGCAGGGCGCACAAGGGAGCUAUACAGGCAAUGCUCAUAUGGAUUAAAGUUCCCUCCGAAGAGCACAGUGGCAGUCCACACUAGACCCCAGGUUGUGGAUCCACUCCAGUUCUCAUAAAGGUAAGCUGUAAUACAAAAAAAAAAUCAUACUGUUGCCACCCACCCACUUAAACCCCAAUUCCCCACAAUGCUGCCCUUAAUCCCCCACACUAAAGAUCCAGUCCCCUACAAUAUGGCUCCUGUCACCAUCACAAUAAAACCCCAAUCCCCCACAAUACUGCUCCUAUCCCACCACACUAAAGCACUUUUUAACGUACGAUACAGCUCCUUUCCCCUCACACUACAGCCCCUAUCCCACCAGAAUACAGCCCAGAUAUUUGGCCUGCUUGGUAAGUGAGUGUGUUUCAAAUCAGUGACGAUGUGUGUCUGUCAUUGAGAGUGUGUGCCAGUGUGUCUCUCUAUGUGUGUGUGUCUGCAGUGAGUGUUUCAAAUCCGUGAGAGUGUGUGUGACUGUCAGUGAGUGUAUCUGAUUACAAUAGGGGUGGGACUUAUAGAUAGACAUUUUUGAAGGGGAGGAGGUUAGUAAGCACUCCCACGGGGGGUGGGUGGGAGAGAGAGGGGGCAAAAUAAUUUCUCCAUCCAGGUGUUUGUAAUAGGGAUCGACCGAUUAUCGGUCUGGCCGAUAUUAUCGGCCGAUAUUUGGUAUUUUCGGCAAUAUCGGUAUCGGCCAAUUUAGAUACCGAUAUUGCCGAUAAUAUAUAACAGGACCGCCGGGCCCAUUACAAGCCCGGCGGUCCUGUGGGGGCCAGCAGCAAGCGCUGACUUACCUUGCAAGCAGCUCCAGCAGCUCUCUGUGUAAAUCUCGCGAGACCCGCGGCCGCAGAGCGUUGCCACGGGUUACCAUGGCAACGCUCCGCGCGGCACUAAGAGCCGCGAGAUUUACACAGGGAGCUGUAGGAGCUGCUUGCAAGGUAAGUCAGCGCUUGCUGCUGCUGAGCCACCACUGUACUUAACAAGCCACUGGACCACCAGGGGAUACUAUAUCCCCCUCCCUGGUAAGAAGCAGGGAGGGGGGACUAAACAAAAAAUAUUUUUUUUUUUAAAUAUUAAAAUAAAAAAUUACACAAAUUACAUCACUACACAAACACACACUGCACACACUCUGCAUUACAUACACACUACACAAACACACAUUAGGGGGGGACUAAACAAAAAAAAAACAUUUAAAUAUAAAAAAAAAAUUUAAAUAAAAAAUUACACAAAUUACAUCACUACACAAACACACUGCACACACUCUGCAUUACAUACACACUACACAAAUACACACUACACAAACACACACUAGGGGGGGGACUAAACAAAAAAAAAACUUUUAAAUAUUAAAAAAAAUAUUAAAAUUACAAAAAUUACAUCACUACACAAACACACACUGCACACAUACUGCAUUACAUACACACACACACUGCAUUACAUACACACUACACAGACACACACACUGCAUUACAUACACACACUACACAGACAGACACACUACACACACACUGCAUUACAUACACACACACUGCAUUACAUACACACUACACACAUACUGCAUUACAUACACACUACACAGACACACACACUGCAUUACAUACACACACUACAUUACAUACAUACACACUACACAAACACACACACUGCAUUACAUACAUACACAAAAACACACUGCAUUAUACACACACACUACAUAAACACACUGCAUUAUAUACACACUACACACUGCAUUAUAUACACACUACAUUCAUUAUACACACACUACACAAACACACACUCUGCAUCCACUACACACACACACACACUACACAAACACACACAGUUCCCAUGUCUAAACACACUUCAUCCACUACAUGUGGCAUGUAUAUUUUGUGCAUUUACCUUUCGAAUUAGUUUAUUUAUUCAAAAUAGUAAAUGUACAGAAUAUCGGCAAGAUAUCGGCUAUCGGCCUGAAAGUUCGCAGAGUAUCGGUAUCGGCUCUAAUAAAUCAAUAUCGGUCGAUCCCUAGUUUGUAACUCUACUCCUGCUCACCAUCAUUUAUACUGUAGUAUAUAUAGUUAUGAGUGCUAUAGGAUUUCUAGAAGAAAAAAGAAACUGCCAGAAGCCAGUAGUCGCUCACCCUCUUCUUCCAAACAGUAAAUGAAGUUUCAAUGGGUCAUAAGAUCCCUACGGUCAGAAGGUAGGGAACGGAGUAGGAAGAGCUCAGAGGGCAGCUCUCCCUAGCUGCCCGCCCACAAUAUUAGUAACCCCCUGCCUCAGCGGGACCCUGAGAUGGUGAGGGCCAGCUCCUGGACCUUCUUUGAAAGAGGCUAACCAGGCAUCUGCCAGGGCGCUUUGGUGGGACGGCGUUUUUUGCCACCUGCUGAAAGUGCCACACAAGGCAAACGCCUUGUUAGCCUUUUUGAAGAUGGUCAGGCUAUAGACACCAGAAGGUUGCAUAAAACUAUGCAUGAAUGCUUAUUUGUAGUAAUAAAAAUCUAAUUUUGCUUUUAAAAUUAAACUCUCUAGUGUUUCUCUAUCCAUUGCUUUUAGUGCUUUAGUGUUGUCAAUGUCAUGUAAAUAUUGCUAGAGGACUUCCUGAUGUAAUCAAUAAGUAACUCUGUAAUGCGAGAGAGCAUGCCAGCCUCUGACUGCUGGGUUAAAUAUUUUCCCUGUUUAAAGUCAUGCUUGCGUCAGGAAACACAUACUCGAUGGGAGACUAGACAAAACCAUUUGUAGUCAAAAAAACAUUGCUUUAUUUGAUCUCUGGAGGCAAGUACUCCUGGGUUUUAAUCCCUUCAUCAUUUUAUCCUACAUGGGUUUAUUUAUGGAUUUUUAUUUAUUGCUGUGAUGUCAGAUAUUCCUGUUUGGCACUAAACCUUUUACUUUUGGAUGGAUGAGAUCACCUCUGUCCGUGUAUAUUUCUUUAGCCUGUUCAAUUACCUAGGUCAGUAGGAAAUCGUAUGUGAGCCUAAUGAAUGCGAUUUGGUAGCUGGUAACAACAAGGAGAAUUAAAAGGAAAAUAGGUUGCGCCCUUUUCCCCUCUGGAUAUAACAACAAGGAGCCUGCUUAAACACAACCACUGGAACCACAGUGUUGCACCGUGCUUCACGGACCACUCAGAGGAUAUCUUUUCAAUCGGUGUGUGAUGACCAAUACAGCAGGGGCUACAAACAUAUGGUGGUAUUCUUUCACUUACAGGAUAUCAGGGAACGGAAAUGUCUUUAAUAGCGUUAUGGCCUUCCCACGUGUUAUUUUGGGACAUAGAAUUUGGAUCCAGUAUGUUUAGGACAUUGACAUUAUAUUUAAAUGGUUACUCAAAAUGUAUUUAAAAAUGUAUUAGGUAUCCAAACAGCAUUUCAAAUUUACACCAUAUUAGUGAAACAAUCUCCCAAAUCAGUAAUAUUUGGCUGUUUUACCGGAUAAAUUGAAAUUCAAUUAGAACACACACUUUAGUGAACAACUCCAUUACAGGCUUUAGAUUGGACAACACUGUUUAAGAUUAAAGUAUUGUUUUCUCAGUGGUAAAGGGACUGUACUCUGUAAUAUUUAGAGUCUAGUGUAAGUGAUUCACCCUGAAUGUUGCCAUUGCUUUUAAUACAGCCCUCUAUUUAUAGAGAAUUCAUUAAACGGACACCGUAGACCCCGAAAGCACUUUAGCUGCGUCCCCCCCCAUAUUUAAUAAAAAGAGCAGACUUUUCUAAAUCAGUUGCUCAGCACGUGCGUCUUUCAAAGAAUUCUCAUUGAGCUGCAUUGGGAAGUCUGUAAUUGGACAGACACAGAAAGACAUUUGGGGGAAAGUGUAGGCUGCAGACAAGAAAUCUACAGCAUUUGCAAGCCUAUACUCCCAAUGAAAAAAUGCACAAUUAAAUGCAUUAAUGUUUUCAUGUGAGGUGUAUCUACUUAACAUGUUCUUCUUGGUAUUUUUAAAUUCUCCAGUUUGUGGAAUUAAUAAAAGUUUGAUAACGCUAGCAUUGAUAAAGGGCAAUCGCUCGAAAUGUUUGCAACUUAGAUUUUGUCCUUCCAAUAAAUAUGGUAUUUAAAUACCAGUUGCGCAUUACUCCAUUUUUUUUUCUUGUUUGGAUAUACACUGGAGGAACUACAGUGGGAGUUUUUAUGCUGCACAGUUAUACUGUUGUUACUGCUUAUUGAAUCAGUGCAGGCAGACCUCUUAGUGCAUAGUGACCUCCUUUCAUCUAUUUCUGGCAUGUAUUGCUACCAACAGAUAUGUGAAUGGACAUGCCAAGAAGCAUUACGAGGAUUCCCAAUCUCAGACCGCUAGUCACAAACGGCAGGAAAAGCCAGAACCAGAGAGAACACAACACACUGUAUGUAUGGACUGCAGCAGCUACAGCACAUAUUGGUGAGUAGUUGUAGUGUUUCCAUCUCUUGAUUGUUGAUGCUUCUGUUGGUCCCAUCCCAGUUUAGAAAAUACAAGCCCUAUAGUGUGGGAUCCUGCAGCUAUAUCUGAGGAAUGUAUAUGUGAGAUCUAAAUAUCCCCUUUCUAUCUCUGUUGUGCAGUUAUCGAUGUGAUGACUUUGUAGUAAACGAUACGAAGCUGUGUUUGGUCCAGAAGGUCCGAGAGCAUUUGCAGAACUUGGAAAAGUAAGUAUUGCAGGAACGCGUGCAGUUUGUCUGUUCUUGAUUUUUAUAAAGUUGGUUCUAAAUUAAUUAUAAUCAAACUCGUAUUUAAUUAGGAGCAAAACACAAAUGUGCGACCCAAACACGUUUUGGUCUCUUCUUUUCCUUCUUUUUUUCUAUUUUUUUUUUUUGUUUUGUUUUUUAAAUUCCAUUUCACCAAUGCUCUGAGUGUUUUCUGUGCAAAGUUUAAGUUGGCAAAAACAGGUACUCACUUAACCAUCACAUAGUUUGCAAAGUGCAGUGAAUAAAGAAUAUUAGAAUGUGUUUGUGUUUUAUCAGUAUAUUGAGUCCAGUUUUUAAGAAUUAUUCAUUUUUAUUUAUUUAUUUAUUUAUUUUUUCAUUUAAAGCAAUACUUUAUAAACAGAAAUAUACAGAAAUAUUUAUAUUUUUUCAUUAGUACCUGUAGGUUGCCUGCUGGCUGGUUAUUGUAUCCAUCUCUCUCUCGGUAGCUCAGCUUUCACAGUGGAAAGGCACCGGAAAAGAAAAUUCUUGGAAAACUCUGCACAUAAUAAGAAACUGCUUAAAGUAAAUGUAAGUAUCAAUUUACUAAAUCCCACCAUCUGAUAGUUCAAACGUAUUAAUAAUAAGCUAUAUUGUCAGGCUAGCCAACUUGCAUGGUUUCCUGUAAGCUAAAGGGUUUGUGGAAAAGCUUUGUGCAUUUUAUAUAAGAUGGACUUUGUCAUUGAUCCUUGAAUAAAGUUUAGGUAUUAACUGCUCCACUUUUUUUUUUUGAGUACAGCAGUAGAGGAAUACAGAGUACGGCAGAAUUUCUGCUGAAUUAGCCAUCUAAUUAGGUUAUACCCCACAACUACCUUUUUACGUUAAGGCAUUUUCAGCUUUCUGUAAAGGCACCCUAACCAUAAAUGUAGCAGCAGACUCAUAAACUCAAUUAAAGGGCUUUUUUUUUUUUUUCUUGCUCUCUCUUGCUAAAGAAGCCAGUAGCAACAGUAUAAUUAACAAAUACCAAGAUUUGUAACUUAUUUGGGGCUCCAGUGGGUAUUAUAGGCACUCUGCCCAGCUUUUGUAGGGAUUGCAUUGUGAAAUUGUUAAAACAUUCUUCCAACAUAUGGGAGAUCUCUUUUCUAUCUGAUGCCCAGUUAGUUCACCAAACCUUGGUAACAUUUAAAUAUGAAGUCCCAACAACAAUGCUUUAAAAUAUUUCUUUGUAUCGUUCCUGGCAUCUGUCCUAGGAUUGAUUUGACACAACUGCGUCUUUAUCAAGUCUUGAUAAAUACUUUCAGGAUUAUUUACUAAAGUGAAACUUGUUGGGAAUUAAAAUUUUAAAUUUAAGGCUAUUGGAUGACUCCAGACAGCAAAGCAGACUUCCCCACACUGUAAUACUACAGUAUCUGGGUCGGCUCCUGUAUCACCACUUGUUCACAACAUGCAUAUUCAAAUAUGUGUUCCAGACAGUUAAACAACCACUCUGAGCAAGUACUGAAUUGAUCCUUCCUGUUAUUAUCCCUUUAUACACUCUCAUCAGUUAUGUUCUCCUUAAUAUAAUCUCAUAGCACACAGUGCUCAUGAUCAAUCUAUGUCCUUUUCACCUAAGCAAUGUUAGCACUGUAAGCCUGAAUAGCAAUGCUUUCAUCUUUAGACUCAAUCUUAUGUUAUCUCAUUUUAUGUUGCUCUCUUUAUUAUUGAUGCCUUCUCAGUUUAACACCUGUUUAUUAAUAAUAUAAAACUGUGCAGACUAUCUAUUUGCCACUGUUUUUGUGUUCCAUUUUUAUAGGGCAGCACCACAGCUCUGUGUGCUACUGGCCUCCGCAAUCUGGGGAAUACCUGCUUCAUGAAUGCAAUUCUUCAGUCACUCAGGUAGAGAUAUUUGGGAUAGAUAGAGCUAAGCAUAUUGAUAUAGACUGUUUGCUUUGUUAUUGGAAUUUCUGCACAGUUUGGAGAUUUGUCUACUCUAUUUUAAACAGUUGGUUUUUCUCUAGUUAAUAUAUACCAACAUGAGCAUCUGAUUCCAAAUAUGUGCCACAUUCUGAUGACAUAUCCGUAGCAUUAUGACGAACAUGUACCUGGUAGAGUUCCCCCGUCAACAUACUCUUUCUAAUAACCUGCUCAAUCUACCCAGUAUAAAUCGGCAUCUCUAAUGAUGUUUUUCUCUUGCAGCAACAUCGAGCAGUUCUGCUGCUACUUCAAGGAAUUGCCGGCAGUGGAACUUCGGAAUGGUAAAACCGCCGGACGUCGGAUCUAUCACACGCGUAGUCAAGGGGAAGUUAACGUGUGAGUAAUUCACUUUCUUGAAGUUUCAGGUUAUUUAAAUCAUUUUAAUUUUUUUUGCCAUAGACAUUUAUUUUAUUUUUUUAAUCGUUCAAUUUUAAUUUUUUUUUUUUUUUUUGUCUUUCUAACAUAAAAUUUAAAUAGAUCCAUUUGGACUUAUUAUCUAUGCCUUGCUUGCAAAUUGUACAAGAAAAAGGUGCUCUGUGCAAUUAGGCGCUUAACAAUAAUAUAUAAAUAGAACAGCAGCUCAAACACGCAUGCAGGUAUCCCAAUCCUACACAAACACAAUGUGAAAGAAAAAAAGUGAACUUAGUGGAUCGUACUACCACCAAAAGAUCACUCAGUGGAGCGCUAAAUAUCAAAUUCUUACCCCUAUUGGAAUAACGUAUAUAUCACUUUAAGGGGCAGACAGCAUAAUAAAAUCUACAACAAGAAAAUACACAUCAUGGUGCAGUAUACUUGUAAGGUGUGAAUGGAGUGGAAGAAGAUGUAUGUCCAACUCACAUGGUAAAGAGCCUGGAGAUUGGCUCAAAUCACAACAGCUGAGGUAUGUUUGGUAAUACCAGACCUUCUCCAGAUAUACAGCUCACAACAUAUGUGGAUAAAAAAGGACAAAAAUCCUAGUGCAAGUAUGUUUAAAAUAAACAAGUGGUCACAUAUAACAGUGCAUGAAUGUGCUCACCUGGAAUAGAGCCAAUUGUACUAGGCUCUAUGUCCUUUUUGUCCUUUUUUAUCCACAUAUGUUGUGAGCUGUAUAUCUGGAGAAGGUCUGGUAUUACCAAACAUACCUCAGCUGUUGUGAUUUGAGCCAAUCUCCAGGCUCUUUACCAUGUGAGUUGGACAUACAUCUUCUUCCACUCCAUUCACACCUUACAAGCAUACUGCACCAUGAUGUGCAUUUUCUUGUUGUAGAUUUUAUUAUGCUGUCUGCCCCUUAAAGUGAUAUAUACGUUAUUCCAAUAGGGGUAAGAAUUUGAUAUUUAGCGCUCCACUGAGUGAUCUUUUGGUGGUAGUACGAUCCACUAAGUUCACUUUUUUCUUUCACAUCUUGCUUGCAAAUUACCUAACGUAUUAUUAAAAAGAAAAUAUCUUAAUGAAGCUGGGAUUUUUUUUUAAUGAGCAACAAAACUGUUUGAGAAUCUGCUCAUCCACCUACAGACAAGCUGUUACUGUUUGGUAUUAACAGCUUGCUCUUAUCCGAUAUUGAAAAAUUCUCCUCUUGGUGGGGUACAGUUUGGAUUGACAGUGUAUUUAUAUCUGUGUUUUGGCCUGCUUCAUAAAAAGUUCUACAUUGAGUGCUGGGAAGCUGUUAAUUAACUUGGAAAUAGGCCGGUAUUGCAUACAACUGAGUGACCACAUGACUAUUCGCUAAAGAAUUCAAAUUUAAGGUCCAAAAAUCGCCAAACUGGAAAAAUUAUCUGAGCUAUGCUUCCAGCAUAUUUUAAAUAUAGUCAUUGCUAUAAACCCUUUACUAGAAUGGCAGUAAAAAAAAAAAAAAGGUAUUUAUUAAAUUAUGGUAUGGCUCACCAACAUGGAGAUAUGCUUCAUCUUGUGCUCUCUGUGAGGACGGUACUAAUUCGGUAAUGUAAGAUCCAGAAACCAGUACUAGGUGGACUUCUGAGCUAUUUUAAAUACCAGGAGCCUUGAAACUACAUAUAGUAUCGUAAUUCUGAAUUAAGUACUGUUACCUACAAUGGAUAUCCAGUGAUAGGCUAAGAAGGUCAGCUGACUCUCUCUGCCAACCUGUCACCAGUGCCCACGCAAACCUUUCAGAUCAGUGCUGAGGACAGAAGUGGCAGUGCAGGUCGGUGUCUGGGGGCAAAAUGGUAUAAUUAAACUGUUCAAAAAUGGUUUAACCCAAUAUAUUAAGAAGGUGCCCAGGGACUAAACCCCUCGUUAAGGCUUUAUUGUGAUAAUGUUAUGGGGCCUGUAGCCUGGCUAGAGAGUUGGCUUGUCACUGACCAAUCCCCCAGCCCAUUCCCUACCCUAAAAUCUCAUAUGAAUGAAAAAUGGAUUAAUGAUAAAAAUGAAUGCCUCCAGUUGACUAAAUUAAUGCCCUUGAUUACAGGGUUGUGAAACCCAUUGCUGUAUUUCAGGCUCAGAAAGGAAUUUUUGCUUAUGAAUCAAUAUUUUUUUUUUUUUUUGCCUUCCUCUAUAUCAUUGGGCUUAGGCAUAAACAUGUAAAAUAAAGUUAAAUUAAAAGAAAGUAAACUGAUAAAAGACCUUCAAACCAAUAUUCCAAGAAAUGUUAUAGUUGAAAAGGUAUUUCCAUUUUAAACCAACCCGUCCAUUCCUAGUGGCAAGUAAUAGAAUUUCCAAACUAUGAGUCUUUACAUACUGUCUAAUCUCAUAAAGAAGCAAAAUAAUGAAUUGGACACAAAUGCAACUUAGAAAAAGAAUGUCAACUUAGAAAAAAUAUAAUAAGUUAUUUCUAAGAUCACCGGUACAGCACUCUUGUGUUUUUGUUUUUUUUAUGUUUUGAUUAUAGCAUCACAUACAGCAUUGGGCUGUAAGAAACAGAAUACAAUGGUGGCAUUAUUUUCUAUACCAAUUCUAUCUUGUGUUUUUAUGGAGCAAAAGCAAUCCACUUUGCACAGAAGUUUCAGAGCCCUCAAACUGGGAUGUUUGGAGUGAUUUAAAGUUUAGGGACAUCCCUCCCCUCCCUUCUUACUUAAUAGAUACUCUAAUUAUUGUGGGGAUAUUUAUGGGAUAAUAAUAGUAAACAGUUGAGAAUUGCCCACUAAUUCAAUUCCCAGAUCCCAAAGAACGUUUAUCGUGUUAAGUGGAAAGUAUUUCAUAUAAAUAAUCACAAUGUAUAAAAAUAGAUUUUUAUUUAUAUGACAAAUUAAUAAUAAUAAUAUUAUAUGUAACAUGCAUAACAAUAAUCAAUGAAUAUUCAGUAUAAAACGAUAUGCAAUACAAAGAAAUGGGUAUUACGUUUCAAUGGCUAAACGGCAUUUUCUGUCAAGACUUCUACGAUUUAUGACUAGCUUUCACAGACUGAAAGUGAAACUUUUCACAGGGAAGAACAGAAUUCCUCAGAGUGCAGCGUAAGGUCGUAAAGUUUAGCAGACAGUUAGAAUAACCCUUUCAAUGCUGGCUAGAUCUCCUAGGUAGUUAAGAUCUAUUCUUAUGUAAUUUUUUAAUAAAAUAACAUUUAAACCAGUUCACUAGUCAUUUUCUUAAACCAUCCAAUAAGAGAGUCUAACAUUAUAUAAGCAGAUUUUUAAUUUGUCUAAAAGAUAUCUAUCUUAAUUUAGAGCAAAUCAAUACACCUGGAUAACAACAGCGGUAUGCUAACACGUGAUAAUAUCACAUCAAUAUAUAAUUAUUCUUAAUUCCACCUGCAGAAUGGAAUGUUUAUAACUAUAUAUUCUUAGUUAACUAAGAUUUCUUAAUAUGGAAAUCUGACCGUGCUUUAUCCAGUCAUAUAUAAUGCUAUUAAUACAUUUUAAUUAAUUUAAUUUAAUUAAAUGAAACCAGUAUAAUUACCAGUUGAGUAGAUAUUUCAUCCGAUUGGUAGUCUCUCUGCAUGGAGGUGUUGGUUAGAAAGUCAGUAAAUUCUAAGUGUUAGAGUUUUAGGAGUAGAGUGUUAGUCUCAGAUGUUGUCCGAGUUGGAGUCCCCAAACUUCCAAUUCCUCUCUCCUCUCCUUUGCAUAUCUUGCAUCUGCCUCCUCUCUCGUAUAUCUCUAUCUUCCCUUUGUCUUAACUUUUAAAGGGCCAGACUCUCUGUACGUCAUCAGUUGAUAACCCAAUAGAAGCACUAGAGGUGUGGUUAUCUUCCAGAUCGCAAAUUAGGUAUUUGGUCUGUAGAGGGCAGUCUUGUCCCACUAAACAUACCUAUCCAGGAAAGAGUUAACUUUUCCUGGUGGCUAUUUUGACGUCAUUUUGCUUAUCUCAAAUGACCACUAUAACUUACGUAUCCUUCAAAGAUCAAAGGGUUUCUUAAAUUUUGUCCAGACUAUGUGUCUGCAAAUCUGAGUUUUUUUCUGAUAUGGCAGAUCAUGAACUAAGUUUACCCUUUUCCAUACAAUGGUACCUUAUAUAUAUAUAGACCGUUAAAUAUUAAAUUAUUUAAUCUUCUCUGUCACAAUUGUCUGGGUUUAGAUUUGAUUAUAUUCUUCUUAUCACUUGUUUAUACUAUGCAUUCCUUAGCUCUGGCAAAGAGGCCAGUCUUACAGAAAGAAAUCCUGUGUCUCUUUGUCUUUGUUAACUUGGAAUAACAAAAUGGAGUCUGGUCUGUUCAGAGUGACUCAGAAUAUACACUUUUAGUUUCUAUCUUAGCACAAAAUGUCUGCCGAUAUAAAUACUCUGACAUUAUACUAACCACUACAGCACUCAGAAGUGGUUGUGUUGCUACGAGUCCCCUGGUACUGUCUCACAGUCUGCUGUCGUUAACAAAUGGAUUUCCAUUUACCUGUUUUUGUUGGGAGCCUGCAGUUCGCCAAGUCUGUAAUGAUAUGUUAAAGCAGAAAUUCUUCAAUGCAGACUGGGAUGCUCCCUUGUGCCAAGCGCAGCCAGGUGGGUGUCAAACCAUUCACAAAGGGGCUUACAGUGCCCCUUUCACUGGCAUCUUCCCAAAACAUAGAAUGUAAGAUGAGGAAUGUUUAAAUCCCUGGCGAGCCUUAUUUUCUCUGCUGAGAAUUCUUGUUAAAAGUAAGGGAAUUUAGUACUUGUAACCACUUAUUUAGCGUGACAGUGAUGUUUGGCAUGUUGAAAAAAUAGUAAGUACUACAGCUGUAAAGUAAUGUAACAUGAAAUCCCUAGAUAAAGAGAGAAACAUCAAGGACAGUUGAGAGCUGGAGUUAAACCUUCUUGUGGAUUAAAUAAAGGCAGAAGGAUGUCCUCUGCAAAGACCUGCCUUCCUUGGUAGGGGAGUAUAAAAUAUUGUUUUAAUAAAUCUAUUUUCUGGUGAUUGCUUUAGCAGGAUGUAUAUUGUUAACUAAUAAACCCAUAAAACACACCUUGACUUCUACAUCUUGUGGAUAAUCUAUUCACUCACACUGCUUCGAAAUAUGAAAAUCUAGUCUGGCUACACGGUCUCCCCUGAUUUAUUGGAAGAGAGAAGUAGUGCAGGUAACUGUAUCUUUUGCCAGUACAGGGAAUUGAGAUUAAAAAAAACUAAAAGCAUCUACUGAAAAAUACUGAAAAGAAAACUAAAUUCUCAAAUUUGGCGAUUAAAUCCUAGUGUCUAUAUUUAUUUUUUAAAUGUUGGUGUUGUAGCUAUAUUUUCUGUUCCUAAAGCUCACUGAUAACAAAGUUAUUUUUCAGUGGUCCUUUAUCUGAUAUUUGGACAGUUUACAAUUAAAACUCAUUGCAAAUACACAACCUCUUCUUCUUCCCAAUUGGUUGUUUUGUGUCUUUGAAAUUUUUCCAACAUUUUCAUUCUUUUUUGAAAAGCAGUUAGAAAUAUUUUAAUAAGUAACUGAAUGAGCAAUCAGGAACAAGAUGUGAAUGCUGGUAAGUGUUGUAGAUUCAGACUGAGUGACAUGUUAUGUUUUUUUUAGUGUGGUACACUGAAUAUCUGCAUGUUUGUUUUGUUUUUCUUUUUGUAGGUCUUUGGUUGAAGAGUUCAGGAAGACAUUAUGUGCAUUGUGGCAAGGCAGCCAGACAGCAUUCAGUCCAGAAUCCUUAUUUUAUGUGGUAUGGAAGAUCAUGCCAAACUUUAGGUAAUUGGAUUGAUAGCUCUUCAAAAUUGGAUAGAUUACAUGCAUUUUUAUUAUACGUUGAAUAUAGUCUUGUUUUCAUUUACAUAUUGUGAUAUCAUCUAAACAAAAGUACUGUCCUAAAUGUAUGUAAUGUAGUGCUCCUGUGGUACAGCAUCUUUCCUUGGCACAAAGUAAAUUUAAACCACUUUUAUGAAAUGAGAGAGAGAGAGAGAUUGUUAUAACCCUGAUUUGAUUUCACUCCUUCCCUUGCAUUACUUGUACUAUAGAAUCCUUGACAACUCUGUUCAUUUCCUGUUUCUGGAGCACUUUGUCACCCCUAAUGAUAUAUAUAUUUUUUUUAUGUAUUUUGAUGACAAAGGCAUGUAGGUUUUUUUUUUUUUUUUCUGGGCUACAUGCCUUCAAUAAUGAAUAUAAACAAACAGAAAUGUACUGUGGAUGUUAUGGUGGAAUUUCCCUUGUAAAGGGCAGUGUUUAGAGUAUGUUCAGUCUAGAUUUUGUUAGAUCGGGUAUUCUAAGUUGCAUGGGAACGCCAUUAAAAGCCACAAUGUUUACUGUACAAAUAGUUAUAAAGAACAAUGUGACGUUAAAUGAAAGUGGUUUUUGUUUUUUGUAUUUAAUUUUUUCUUCAUCUAGCAAAUAUGUAUAUCUCCUAUGUGAUAUAUAUUUUUUUUAAUAUACAUUUUAUUUUUGUGCCUAGUGUGAUGUACUGUAUCUCUAUAAAGCUUUUCUAGGAAAAAUAAAUAAACAAGAAAAACAUGAAAAUUAACUUCAUGAUCACAUUAUUCAAGUCCGUUGAUGCUGGGUUGAUCCCAAAAGCAAAGUGUUGUGCACAUAUUGGAUGUUUACUGAAAUACACCAAAGCCAGUGGUUCUCUUCUUAAAGUAGAGUUUGCAUGAGUAGGCUGGCUGGUAGGCCAUUUCAUAUACUAUUUUGUUUCUAAGAGCUAACCUGUAUCUUUUUCAGGGGUUAUCAGCAGCAAGAUGCCCAUGAGUUCAUGCGCUAUCUCUUGGACCAUCUCCAUUUAGAACUGCAAGGGGAGCUUGAUGGCUCUUCCCAAGCAAUCAAGUCACCGGCAAACACCAGUCAGUCAACAAGCAGCAAGUGUUGUAUGUGAGUAACCAAGGGUAUUAAUACAUUUAUCUUAGUCAUAAGCUCCCUUCAAUUUAUUUUAUUAGUGACAACGUUGUAACUCCAUACUUUUUUAUCCUAGAAAUGGUGCAACAACAGUGGUGACGUCUGUGUUUGGUGGUGUUCUUCAGAAUGAAGUAAACUGCCUAAUAUGUGGAACAGAAUCCAGAAAAUUUGAUCCAUUCCUAGGUAUGGUUCCUUUCUCACGUACUGUAGUAUAUCUGUAACAUCUCUGUGUUAAUUAAAAGCACACUCCACACACACAAAGCAAUACAGCUCGGAGUCUGUCCUCUUGGCAGUUUAAAAAAAGUGCUAAUUUCAAUAGAAAAACUAAUACUUUAGUAACUUUUUGUAGUUUGAGGCUUUCCUCUUGCAUUGGCUGCACAGAGCUUACAGAAGCGGCAAGUGCACUGUGUUAUUGUGUGCCUGCCUACCGCCAAACUACACACAUGCUUCUCAAUGAGACGCCUAUGAUCGGAGCAUUCCUUGGAACAGAAUGAAAGUGUAUGGUGGAGGAAAAAAAAAAAGAAUGACUUGCAAAGAAAAUGUGCAGGAAAAAAUUACAUGCAUGUGUUCUUUGCGAAUAUAUCUGAAACACUGUAAAAAAAUAAAAUAAGAAAAACAUGUUCAAUGGAGUGUCCCUUAAACUUUCUAACAAGAUCUAGCUGCUAAGUCAGAUAUCGAGCACUCGUUUCAAUGGAAAAUGAGUCUGUCUCCAUUUUCCACUAUCUUCUAAUAAAGCAAAUUUAGUCAAAUGUGGCUUAUGCAAAUAUUUCAUUUUUAGCUUGAUUGGGUAAUAGUUUUAUAGACUUAAUGUUUGCACUAGCAACUAAUAAAAACCAUUCAAGGAAAUUCCAGUCUCGCAUUUGAUAUUUAUCGUCUUGUUAAACGGUUGGUGAGCAGUUAGCUAAAUGUGCUCAGUCACAAUCUCACUGUUUAAAUACAUUAAAACACCACAUUUACCCAUAUCGGACCAGGUGUACAGGACUUUAUACUCUAUGGGAAACACUCAAGUUUUGCCAAUCACAGUCCUGUUGAAGAAGCGCUAACAACACUUCAUGGUAAAUGCAUUGCGUUCUAAAGGACCUGAAAACACUCUUCCAAAAAAUAAACUAAACUGUGUGGUGUUUGUUCUGCUGACGCUUCCAUUAACGUCAAGUUAGUGGAGGUGUUUUUGUUGGCACACAAUCCUACAGUGUUAUCUAAUGAUGUCUCAAUCGUUAUGCCUACUGAAGAACAAAUACUCUUUGCAAUUUAAAUAUAGUAUAUACUACGCACUGUGGACUAAAUAGUGCAGGGCUUAGUGCCAGGUGGAUAAUGCUAGAACUAUACUGGGCUCCACCUAUGACUAGUACAAAUACCAAGAAUCAAUAGGAGAUUGAAUUCUAAACACUCUAGAACAAUCCAACCUAAUGCACAAAAUGGCAGCCCAAUAUCAAAAUGUGUAUUUAUAGUAAGUAUUUCCAAGGGUGAAUGGGCUCAUAACUACAAAUCCUGUCGAUAAAGGAAAUGGGCUAACUGUAUAAAGCUAUUGUAUAAUGUCUCAAACCGGCAUUAUUGUUCAUUUUGUUUAUUGGCAACAUAUUGGUUGGUGUGUUAGACACUAUUUUCACAGUUUAUUUUUAGUUCUAUGGACUUAUAACUUGUUUUUUUUUUGUUUGUUUGUUUUUUUUUUUCUUAUACUUGGUCCAGUUGUUUCCUACUUCUUACAGAGGAUCUCUUUUUAGAAAGUUAAGCUGGGUAAUGUAGGUUCUUGUGUUGAGAAGUUAGGUCUUAGUCAGUAUAUAGUACGCAGUCUGUUUCUUGUUCUAUCUGCGAAUAAUGAAAGUUGUUGCAGAGGUAAUCGUUUAAUAUUGAUGAUCUCAGCCAGUCCAAUGUUAUCCUAUAGGAAGGCUUUGGAAAGCUAUUGCGCAUGUGCGGUAAAUGCUGCACUGUGCCAAUCAGCAUCUCCUCAUAGAGAUUCAUUGAAUGGAUGCAUCUCUGUCCACAGCGUUCAGCGUUUCCAUGCAGAGAUAGGAAGAGUCUUUAGUGACCGUCUGAGUGACAACCACUAGAGGUGUUACUAGGCAGGCAUGUAAGCUUUUUUUUCUGAAAAAGCAGUGUUUACAAAAACCGGCUAUAGACACAAGAACUGCAACACUAAGCUGUAGUGGUUCUGAUGAAUAUAGUGUUCCUUUAAGACACUGUAUGUAGGGAUUUAUACUUUACCUAGGUUAAACAUUCUACGCCAUUUGAACAAUCAGGCUUUUGAGUCAAUGGUGGACUACACAUAUAUUCUGACAAUAUACUCUUGUGAACUGCCCACAGUGGCCAGAAAGCUAAUAAAUGCAGAAGUGGGACUUCACCGGAGACCUUUUCAAUGUUCACUUCUUUUAAAACUCAAAACCCUACUGACAGAGACAAUUAGUUACUCUGAACCUGAGGGAGUGGAUAUUGUGUACAUACUUUGUUUAAAUUUUGUAUUGAACCUCAUUGUGUCUUCACUAGGCUUGAUCGUAUUUGUUCCUUUCAAGAAUUGGCAGACUUUACUAGUGCUCCUUCAGGAAGUAACUUGAGACAUUUUAGACCAAAUGUUUGUCUAUUGUCUACUAAAUACAAAUAUACGCAAAUCCCUCUGACAUAAUAAGUAACCCCUUUCUUAAAAUAUUGCUGUGACGUGUAUGAUCCUGAUCUCUUCUUUCUUUUAAAAGAUCUCUCUUUAGAUAUUCCAAGUCAAUUCCGUAACAAGCGUUGUAAGAACCAAGAUAAUGGACCAAUCUGCACACUCCGAGGUAUGAAUUGAACCGUUCCCUGGCUUAAAUUUUGUUUUGUAAAGAUUGUAGUUUAAGGAAAAAGCCCAAGUGCAGUUAUGGAAGAAAAUGUGUGACGGAGACUCAUAACCGUAAUAUUUUAAAUUUUUAUCCUGAUCACUGCUUUAAAACAGCCUUUUUUCUAAGCAAAGGCCAUGGCAGCGCUAUGUGAAUAAGUGCUGCCAUGGCCUGUUACCGGGAAGAGCCACUACAGACAUAGUAGUCCAUCUGUGCAUGUACAGUAGCCGUGGGAGUGGGAAAAAGCAGUAAGUAGGGAAGAGCUAAAUUAGAAAGGUGGGGGAAGACAAGCAGACGAGGGAGUGAAAAGGGGGGGAAGGAGAAGGGAAAGAUCUCUGCUCACCAACUGAGUCCUCAGAGGACAUGGCUGUUUUUCCAGCCAUACCUAUGGCAGCACUUAGUACUGCCAUGGUCUAUUGCUGGUGGGAAAGUAAUAUAUUGACUAGUGUGGAAUCCUUUUCCGUUUUAUUUUGCACCACAUGAAGAAAAGGAGUAUAUUAACCUCCCUUCCUUAUCAUGCAAUAUGUCCUACUGCAAGGCCUUCUUCUUUGUUGCUGCUCUCUUGAUAAUAAAAAGGAAGUAGCUAAACAAUUGUCAGAAAAUUGUCCUCCAAUAUAUGUGUAUGGGGCUAGCACCAAGCAUUUAUGUCAGUGCUGUCCCAGCCUGCGCAAAAGGUGCUCGUAACAUUACCUGCAUACUUCUCAUAUGUGUAGCAUAUAUUUCAAUGCGAACUAUAUGAAGUUAUUGCAAGCACUUGUGUAAAUGCUUUCGCAUGUAAUUGCUCCCAGUGGUAUCUGGGAAUUUCUAUAUUACUUAAGUAGUUAAUUUUACUGGUUUGAAACCAAAAUUGCAGCUAGACUCCACUCUACCUAUCCGUAUACUCCAAGAUGUCUGACAUUGCCUCUGUUCUCUAUUUAGUUACUUAAUUAAAAGAAACCUUCAUAACAAAAAGCAUUCUAUCUUAUUGAAGCAAUUUUUUUGUGAAGAGUGUGACGAUAUUUUCAUUGGGGGAUAUAGCUACUCGACAAUGAUUAUUUAUUAGUAUUUACAUGUGUAUUUCGGCAGUGGAGUGUCUCUUUCCUUGAAAUGUACUCGCUUCCGCCAAAGACUCUAUAACUGGUUAAAAAACAAACAAAAAACCUGUCACUUCUCCAUCAAAAGAUAAUAGAAUAGACAACUAUACACCUGAUCUCCAAAUUCAGAUUGUACCUUGGGAAAUGUGAUCUCACAUUAUUAUUAUUAUUAUUAUUAUUAUGCUUUCUCUUGAAAGCACCCAGCCAUUCUGGUUACCAUGGAAAUGGAGAACUCUGAAAACCCACUUCACAUAGUUCCACCUCACACCUAUUGCUGGGUGUCCUGGGUUUCCUUCAGCCUUCACUCCCAAUCUUAUGCGAUGUUAUACUGCACAUAGAAUCCUGGAAAUUCUGAAAGAUAGACCCUUACUUACUCCAUCCACUCUCGAAGUACCUUAACCACAUUUCUUACUUCACCAGUUUCAAUAGCAUCUACUUUCACAAGGGAGCUCCUUUUUGAAGAAUGUAGCUGUUUUCCUUCCUCCCCCUCAAACCUCUCAUACAUAGCAUAUAGUUUACAUUCAAUAGAGGAUUCCAAUUGCCUUUUUUUUUCCCCCAAGAUUUGUUAAAGUGACCUUAGGGGCACCAAUGCAAUGUUGAAUUAAUAUGCUGUAUUUUUGCAUGCUCAAAUCUUUAGUUUUUGCACAAAAAAUAAACGUUUAGCAGAAUGGUGCACCAUAAAUCUGCCUCCUUAACUACACCCCUCAUGCCAGAAAGACUUUCUUCUCAAAUGCGUGCACGCAAGUCAGCCACUGACCUCACAGAGUGAGCUGCUUUUAAUUAAUAACCCAGCUCCUGACUGUCCGUGAAGCAACAAACAAGCAGUGAUUUCCUUAACUACAUGUCUCCAAGAGAUCGGUUUUAAAAUCCCCGCUGUAAAACUCGCCAACAAGAUUCUGGAAUUGCGUACAUUGGAUACACAUUUGGUGGUUUUGCUCGUAGUUACAAUUUCAGCAAUUGCCUUUUUUAUCAAGCAUGUACACAAGAAGCCAAUACCCUACCAACCUUUCUUUCACAUCACUCUUAAACUGUGCUCUCCACCUAUAGGAAGUCUCAUACCCCAUUAAUACAAGAAGUCUUGUAUAACUUUCUGAUGUACAUGGAUGCCCCCAGUUGAAUCCAGUGACAUACCCAACCAAUGCAACAAGGGCACAUCAACUUUAUGAACUGAGAACCUACACUCCCAUUUACAUUAUAAGAUGAUCCUCCAUAGAUUUCACUAUACCUUGUCAAUAGCCACCAAAGAAAAAACAAAAUUGCCCUCCAUUUUUCUUCCUGUUCUGACACCGUGCUGCACAAUGUGAAGAACCUCACCUUAAUCUUCCAUGUUUCUGCUCACUUACAAUCAACCCAAUUUCUUUCAGUUCAAUUCAAUCUCCCUCCACCCCUGCUUACUGAGCGUUUCCUAUAUUUAAAUACCUACCACUCUGAGUUGCCGUAAACCAAGAAUGUAUAUAUUAAAAUAAAAAGGUCUUACUUUUGUUCAUGUCAUAAGCUAGCUCAUGGUUAAUAGUCUCCUUGUUGUAGAGAACUUUUAACCCAGCAGCAGAAAGGAAUUCUUAAUAUACUCUGAUGAUCCUUUUUUAACGAAUGCUGGUAUUCCAUUCCCUGUUCGUUUGGUUCCUCCCGAACUACUAGGUAUUGAGUGAUUAUAGCUCGCAGUUAGGUCACUGAUUCGUACAUUCACAGGAAUCAAAGUACAGCAUACAAGUAAAUUUAGCAGUUCUGCAAUCCCUUUCCCAAACAUCAGUCGAGACUAGAUGAAGGAUACAACUCUGACAAUCUUUAUUGGUACACACAGCUUUUAUGCAUAGCCCCAUGGAAGAGGUUAUCAUAUCCCAGGAUCCUCCCCACCUGGGAGCCAAAGGCGGGAAAAGAGGUCGCUGUCCCUUUGUCUCCCAAGUAGGGAAAGCCCUCCCCCCAGACGAGGGGUUUCUCUCACAAAACAGGGGGCUUCUUAAUCCCAGGAGCCUCUGUGCCUUGGAGCCAAAGCGCAGGAAAAGUGGUUGACCCUUGGUCUCCCAGGCACAGAAAAGCACACCAAACUAGCCAGUCUCAACAGAAGUGACCCCACCGCGGCAUGUACCCCGACCCGAUCUUGUUCGCCAGCUCAGGGGCUGAAACCUGCAAGGGAAGCGGCUCCUUUCAUAAGACUUGCUUUUCCCACGGAAAUCUCACUUUAAGAGUGCUCUCAGUACUGCAAGGGAUUCCACGAAUGCUUCCUCUGGUUGGCGUUCGUUUAUACGAAAUGGCGGCCACCCAGGGGAGCCCUCAUUAAUUACUUCCCUUGAGGUUUCACACUAUGUUGCAGUUUCGCACUUAUGUUACAAGUGCGAACGUUAUGAUUAAUUGGUGGGAACGUUCUAAUGGGGCACUGGGGUGGUCCCCGUUCGGGAGACUAAUGGGGUUCCGUUUGUAUGAACGCUUCCGAACGGAAAAACACAUGAACAGAGUCUUUUCACAUGCUUUUUACAGUACCCAUAUGUAGGCAUGGCACUCAGUGAAGGCGUUUCGUCACACCUUUAGUGUCUUUAAAGUUUGAGUCCUCCAUUGAAGUAGUGGAGCUGGAACAAAAUGAUGAUUAGGCAAAACAGGCAAGGGUUUUAAUGCUAUUCAUUUCAUAGAGUAACCUCACUAAUUGGUUUAUGGGUUUGCAGCGUACCUGUGGCGGCCUACUCGCAGUGGAGGACCAGAGUGUCGCCGCCAAGGACUCCUUUUUCCCCUUAGUUAUCUGCUCCCAAAUGAAAAUAGCCCACUCCUAGUCAUUAGCCGAGGGUUAUGUAAAUGUCACAUUUUGAUACCUGGGUCUCUGCGAUCUGAUUUUGGAGUUCCAUGAGACUGUUGGUUGCUCCCAGUCAGACGCCUCUGCAAAUCCCCCUUCUAGCCACUGAUGUCUCUGGGACUGCUUGAUAUAGUGCUCGAGGGGGGAAAAUGUGGGAGAUUAUAGUUCUUUUUGGGUGAGGUGGUGGUUGGGAGCCAUGUACAAGUCCUAAGUGACCAGGUGGUCUGUCACAGUACUUAAUCUAUCACCCAAAAUAAACAAACUGCAGAGGAUUUGUACAUUCCCACAGCCGAACCAGGGAUUUGUCUAGCUAGAUUUUUACUGUCCACUUUGUGAUUGGCUUUUUAAAUUUUGUGUGUGUGUGUGUGUGUGUGUGUGUGUGUGUGGUGUUUCAGGGAAUGUAAUUUGUUGUGGGCAUAUGUGUUUGAAAUUGCAUACGGGGUAGGGGGGAAACAACACUUUUGUCUUUGUUCUAUGUGCUAAUGUAGUAUGAUUUUGUUCUUAUUUUAUAAAACUUUCAGACUGCUAUGAGCCAGAAUUACUUAAUGAAUUUCUCUCUUUCAGACUGUCUCCGCAGCUUCACAGACCUGGAAGAGUUGGACGAGACAGAGCUCUAUAUGUGCCUGAAGUGCAAAAAGAAACAGAAAUCCACCAAAAAAUUCUGGAUCCAGAAAUUACCAAAGGUAGUUUGGGCCAAUAACAUACGCACACAGAAAUAUAAAGUCACUUCAGCUCAGAACAAACUGGUCUGGUCUGCCCUACGAAACCUAAGAGAGCUUUGUGCACAUUCCAAGCAUUCUUGAAUACCUUUACUGUUUGCACUGAAAUGCUACUCUCUGUAUAUCAAGUAGAAAAGUAUCAUUCAUAUUAACAUAUUCCUAUCUGAUUACAGGUGCUCUGCUUACAUUUAAAGAGGUUCCAUUGGACUGCUUACUUAAGGAAUAAGGUGGACACCUAUGUAGAGUUUCCUUUGCGUGGCUUGGACAUGAAGUGCUUUUUGUUGGAGGUAACAAACACACUGUUUUGAUCUAUAUCAUUCGUCUUAAAUCCUUCCGUCUCUUCAGACAUUUUAGGCCACCAUGUAUACUGCUGGUCAACAAGCAUAAAACAUGUUUAGAUUCUUCUGUGUAUUUCAUCCAUUCAUGAUCUGUGUUAGUACACAGAGUACACAAAUGAGUUUGGGAACAUUUAGACUCUUAAACCUGGAAUCUUUGUAAUUGUUAUUAAUAAUAAUCUUUAGAAUUCUCCACCUCCUCAUGCACACUGGUUGGGAAGUCGAAAUCCAAUACAAUCGAUAUUUAAGAGACUCCAAAAUAUCUCAACACCCUUUGCUGCUGGACUACUGCCUUUUUUUUUUUUUUUUAUGUUUCAGCAAACUUGUUUUUUGGUUAUUUGGUAACUACCCACAAUACAAAAAAAAAAUAUUUUAAUAAAAUGCAUAUUAGUGUGUAGUGGUGUGGUGUUUGUUUGUUUUUUUUUGUUUUUUUAUACCAAAGUUUUUAGUUUGUUUAAAAAAUGAAACCAUUUUGAGCGUUUAGCAUGAACUUAAAUGCUUCUGGCUGUCCAAAGUCUGACCCUCAGUGGAGGAGGGAAUUGGCAGAGAGACGACACACUUCCUUCCAGCCAUACCCACUCAUAACUACAAUGUGUACUUUGAUAGGCUGAAAGCUGCUGCAGACUCUCAUUUAACAUUAAAAUAUAAAAAACAGCCUAAUGCUGAAUGGACAUGACUCCAGAUACUAUAACCACUUCAAUUUGAUAAAUACGACAUGGCGCCUGCAGUGUCCUUUUUUUAACUGUAACCUGACAACAAUAUACAGUUUGUGUUUGUUAUGGCUGGGAAUCGCCAUCACGAUGCCAAUAGAUAUAUCUUUUUUUUUUUUUUUUAUCUAGAUAAAAGUAUUUGUGCUAGCAGAAAACAAUAUAUGUGUACACAAACCACAGUGCAAUAAGUGCUCAAUAGACUGUAAGCAGAAAAAAACUUCCCUGAACAGGGUAGAAAUUCCCCGAAGACUUUCUCUUGUCUUCAAUAGAAUGUAUACAAAUAGGUAGGGGAUAAUCUGCUAAAUCAAUAAUGAGAACAGAACAUAGCGUAUAACUGUGUGUAAGAAUAAACCAUUAGUGUAACAUUCACAAAUGGCCACUCACACUUUCACUGGAGUUGGAAAGCCUUUAGAAUAAAUAUUCAAUGUCUCAUGAAUUGGCUGAGAUGUGUGUGUGUGCUCAAGAAAACCCUGUAACCCUGGUGGUGACAGAGAGAUUACAUCUAUUGUUUUAUAUCUUGCUGUAAGUUAUAAAAUGUAUUUUCACUAUACUUUUAUGUGCACUACAACUUGAUUGCAUUUUUUUUCUUGAGCACACCCAUUUCAGCCAAUUCAUGAGACAUUGAAUAUAGAUGGAAGAAAUGAUUCUGAAAAGGCAUUUAUGCUGAAAAAGGAAUUUAUUCUAAAGGCUUUCUAACUCCAGUGAAAGUGUGAGUGGCCAUUUGUGAAUUUGACACUAAUGGUUUAUUCUUACACACAGUUAUACGCUAUGUUCUGUUCUUAUUGAUUUAGCAGAUUAUCCCCUACCUUUUUGUAUAUAAUUUUGCACAAACCUGGGGCUCUCCUGAUGUCCUUUUUCAGAUGAUGGGUUUUAAUAUUCUUGGAUGCAAGCACGUGUGAGAAAGAUUAAGUGCGCUGGUAUCAGACUUGCCAUUGACAGCCAAGUGGUUCAUAGUUUUAAUAGACUUUCUUUCUGUGACCUUUGUUUAUUUUGUGUUUAAUUGUUCUUCUUCCUCUUCUCUCCCACUCCCUCUUAACUUAAAACCUCUUGUGUGUGUGGUUUCUUCCUCAGCCAGAAAAUAUUGGUCCAGAGAGCUGCCUGUAUGAUCUUGCAGCUGUUGUGGUUCAUCAUGGCUCUGGGUGAGUGUUCAUUUUGCAGAUAAUUUUUAUUUAUUUUUUGAGGGCAAAAGCUGACUGGUGUUUGCAGCAUGGGAUUAAAAAUAUACACUUCAAAUCGGGUGUUAUAAUUUUGUAAUAAGAAAUGUGUACGAAAUUAAAGCUGGCAAAGGAUCAUUAACGUUAUAGCCCCACACCAAAAAACUGCAAGUUGCGAAGUCAUCAGACAGUGUUUAUAUAUUCUUAUAUUCAGCUUGUUUGAUUGCUGCAGCUUUGUGAUUUCCACGUUUUCGUUUGCACUUCUAGGAAGUGGUGUUGUAAACUCUUAUACAUAACCUGAGAUUCUAAUAAAAACGCAACAACAUACGUAAAUUGUGAUGUCUUAGGUUUUACUACAUGCUCCACAUUGAAAAUGGAGCUAUAUCACUGAGAUGCACUAAAUUAAGAGUUGUGGGAGAGCACAAUCUUCUCUCCUAGGUUUGCUCUGCCAACAUUAGAAAGAAAGACUUCUGUCAGCCAAGCCCGCCUAUCCUGUUGGCUCUGUCACUACCGGCUUACUCGCACUGUAGUGAAGCAGAAUGUGUGACAACACGCAUCUCUGCAGCAUGAGACAUUGGGUACCUGUAAUGGGCGGAAUCCCAGCUUUAUGCCACUGUGCGGAACACCACUGACACUGGUCCUGGAGCUGCCAGAGCCUCUGCUGGCUUCACUGCCACUCCACAAGCAGAAUUAUUGUAGACUACUCGUAUACUCACUAUGCACUGCCUAUGGAGGAAGAAUGAGUAAAAGUAAUUAUCUCUGCAAGGCUUUGCUUUUACAUCAUGUUUAUUGAUCAUCUCCCUCUGUUUCCCUCUCCUUUUAGUGUUGGGUCUGGACACUACACUGCGUAUGCAACUCAUGAAGGUCGCUGGUUUCACUUCAAUGACAGUACUGUGACUCUGACGGAAGAGGAGACCGUGGCAAAAGCGAAGGCAUAUAUUCUGUUUUACGUGGAACGUCCACUUUUGGUCGUCCCUGAAAAACUCUAAAAGCCUCUCCUCUCACCCACCAUCUUUUAUCUUGCCCUUUGAGGGCUGAUCUCUCAACCCUCUGCUCAUACUUGAUUAAAACACCCCUUCCUUUUUAAUUUUUGCACUUUCACAUUCAUUGUGAGCAUAGUAUGACAUUUGCAAUUCCUCUGGUGCAAGGUCUUAUAUGAAAUGGAUAGAGAGAGAAGUCUCGCCUGUCUGGUAACUGUAUUAAUGUUAACGGUAGGCUCAAACUAUUACAUAAUGCACCAAAGGGGAUGCAUCUAACUAGUGGCUAUAUAGACCUCUAGUGCCACUUUCAUCUUGUAAGCCCAUUUUUCUUUUUAAGUGUAAGGACACCUUGUGGGUGUUAAUACUGCCAGUGUUUGAAUGAGCAUCCAUUCAAAAGUUACGUCAUCUGUGAUAGACCUUCAACUUCAAGCUUGGAGCCUAUUAAAUAGGCACAUCUUCGACAAAAUUCAGGAAACUUUUUGAUUUUAUGACCUGCCUUAAAUUGAUCACUGGGAAUAAUUUUGAGGAGUUGUUGAAGUAGCCAGGGCAUUAGAGCAUUAUUGCCAUUGGUUCCAUAAACACAUUGGCAUGAUUCCCUAUUAUCAGCAAAAUGUAUUACAGCUCUGAGAGCCAGAGGGGGUGACCAACACAUUGGCCACUCUAGCACUUUUUGGGUAAGAAGUGCCUCUUUGCAUCCCAUACACCUAACGCUGUGAAAUCCAAUCAAACAUAUUUUAUAAUGUGAUUGUUCACAAGCACUCCAAUUCUAGUAGGCCAUUGCAUUCUCUUUACUGCACUCGGUCUGCGAAGGUGAGGGUAUCUAGAUCUGUCUGGGUAGGAAAAACAUUAUGUAAUGGAGCAAGUGACAAGGGGUAAUUGGCUCUGGUGCAUUUCAGAAUGUAAGGCAAACCAGUAAAAUAUGGGCUUGAUAAUAGCCAGUGCCCACUUGAUUAGUAGGAUUCAAACCCAUUUAUUUUUAUAAUUUAGUUCUAUUGAUACGUGCUUCUAUUUUCUAGACCUGCUUCUAACCAUGCCCCCAGGGUUAGAGGUGAGAAAUGGUAGUGUAAGAUGAAUGUCACUGGUGAAAUAUGGAGUAAAUUUAGUGAACUUGCUUCAAAGUCUGUUUGUGGAAGAAUCUCAAACAUGGCGAUGGAUGACUUUUUGCACAAAUUAGGAACAUGCAUAGUUAAACUUAAUUUAGAAACAAUAUUGCACCCCGUGAUCAGAGUGCUUGAGUGGCUCAUAUCGGGUAGUAUCAAUUUUUAUGUAUAAAAUUCAGCUCAACUAGCUAGGCUUGGCAGAUUUGCCUGUCCACGAGCGACCUGGACAUUCCUGAAAGCUUGAGCCAUAUAAGGGAAGUUGUGUAAGAACAAACCAAUAAUCUGGAAUGGAUCCACCAAUGAUGCAGAGUCCGGCACGGGGAUGAAAUGCCACAACAGCUGAAUGAAAUUUGUUUUCGUAUUUGUUCUCAAUGAAGUCCAUAUUUUGAGAUAAGCAUAAGUUUUUUUGUUUUUGUUUUUUGUUUUUUAUAGUUUAGCAAUUCUCAAAUUGUUAAAUAUCUGAUCCUGCCACUGGUAACCCUUUUCACUGCCCGCAUAUCGAAGUGCUGCAUGUUUUGAUGGUACCAGGAUUUGUUUUGAAUUGCACCAUGAGAACCUCAACACAUACACAGUAUGAAUUUGCUGCUUAACAUAUAGAAAACAUUGUCAUGCCUUUCUGUGUGUGUCAUUUUAAGUUACUGGCUUUUAUUUUAUGGUGUCCUGGCAAUCUGUUUGUAUGUGUUUUCUUCUCUUUUAAACUCCCCCUUUUUAUUUUUUUUAUAAAUGGCAGGAUAUGUAGGGCAUUUCGUGUCUUAUAAGGGGAUGUAUGGAUAUUGGUGGAGCUUGUAAACAUGACUGCCCAUACACAAGCAUAGCCAGAGCACCGAGGGCAUUUCAUCACUACACCAGAAAUUCAGAAUAUAUCAGACCAAUGUUCUUGAAAGCAAUUACUUCCCCAUCCCCCCGCCUCCCCUUGGCUACUUUGACCAAACAAACUGCAGUUUACUUACUUGUUACACGUCACGUAUAUAUCUAUGUAUUCUAGCAGCCACUGUCUACUUCUUUCUAAAACGAAAAACCAAACACAAUCUUGGGAAAACUCUAACCUCAAGGCCACAGUGCACAUCCACAAAAUGGUCCCAGGCCUAAUUGUCUUUGUUACUGGCUCAAGAAACGCUUUGUUCUGUGUGUAUUGAUUUAAUUAGCACCAUAAGAAAAUGAUUACUUAAAAAAAAUAAAACGUGUAGCUCUGAAUACAUGCAUACCAUGCUGUACCAGCUGCAGUAUAUGGAAGACACAGCUGCCUUACUCCCAACGUCAGACCCAUUACACAGUAUUUCUAUCUAUAUGAACAGCCGUCUCACACAGGACUGGAGUAUCUUCCGUUAUGUGAUAUUUGUAUAGUUUGUAGGGAAAAAAUAAAGUUCAAUUGAUUCUGUGCAUCAUGAAGCAGUGUCUGUCAGCAUUUGUCUAAUUAACUCCUUGAUUACCUAGGUAAAUGUUAAAAAACCAAACACAAUUUCACCAUAAUCCAGUGUUGAUCCUCAUUUAAAGGGACACCCAAAGAUUAUGUAUACAAAUCUGUAUUUAUGAUCGUAGAGAGUUCUGGGCUCUUGUUCUUACUGUGACUGAUGCUUCUUUUUCUUGUGACAUCAUUCAUACAGAAACAUUGAGAGUAAUACUGCGCAUGCACAGCAAUCGCCUCACAAAUCCAAUAGGAUUCUUCCCGUAGAGACGUGCUUCUCUAUGGGAAAACUUAACUGUGUGUCAAUGUUUUUCUGUCAUCCCUAUGUCACUGUCUGAUGAAUGUAAACAUUGCUGUUUCUCAGAAAGUUAUUAAAAAGGACUGGGAUAUGGAAACCCCAAUGCAGCUCUUUUAUAUACUACACUAUUGGAAAUCUAGUGGAUUUAAUUAUAAAUGGAAGUAUUAUAUACCUGAUGUGAUCUACCAUUGUGAUGCUUAUAAUCUGGCUCAUUUCUUUGGUUCACAGACACUCAAAAUCCCUUCAUUAACCUCCAUUAUAAGUUUAAUUGAUCCAAAACGAAUUAGUAGGAACUCCCAAUGGCUGACAACAGUGUAGUUUCCAGCUCAGCUGUUUGAGAUUUAAUCUCUUAACUAAUAAAACACUACAGCUGUUGGCAACAAAUAUUGCAAAUUUAACAGGUAUAGUAGUCACAAAAAAAUAUUAUAAUAGACCGUGGCUAGAGCAGAGAUUGUCAUUUUUAUAGUUCAUGUAAUCUAUAUUGCUUUACAUUUUGACGUUUGUUUUCCCGCUGCAUUGGACUGUAGCAUGGUAAAUAAACCCCUCUCUAUAAAUGAUAUGACAGGGCUGUAGGGACUAAAUAUGUUUGGAGUCGGUUCAGUUUGAUGUGAUCCAUCCCUUAUUUGGUAGCAUAUGAAAAGUGUUCCCCCUACAGGAUGUAAAAUGUAU
Pelobates cultripes (western spadefoot toad) is the source of this 33693-nucleotide messenger RNA. Lineage: Eukaryota; Metazoa; Chordata; Amphibia; Anura; Pelobatidae. The record is from the annotation of a GenBank genome assembly.